UUGUAUAUUUAUUGCGCCGACAUUUAUACACCCACCUGUCGCUGUGCUUCUGCCUCAGUGUUCGUUGACCGUCCAACUCCAUUCAUUAGCGGCGUGAGAAAACCCCUCGACUUUUUCAGGAACAUGUCAGCCGCGUGGUUGUUAGCAUUCUGCAUCGGCGCAAUUUGCCUCGAGAACCAACUAGCUGCAUCAUUGGAACUUCGGAACCAUGACUUGGAGACGAUCGUCGAGUUCAAAUACUUGGACUACGAAUACGAAAGCGAAAAACAAAAACAAGCAGUCCUGAACUGCACUGGUUACGUGAAGAAGAACAACAGCCCUAUCGAUGUCGACGUUUGGUAUAAUAGUUAUACCAGGGAGAAGAAAAUAUUCGUCACCGUGCCAAGGGGUAAGGGCGUGCCCUCGACACUGAACACCGUGUCCAAGAAAAAGGGCGACGGCGGUCCUCUUCUCAAGCCUUAUCCUAACUGGUCGCUGGCCAAAACAGAUUGCAGUGGCAUCUACAGCGUCUACAGAGUCGACAUCCUGAGGCACUACUUGUACGUGCUGGACAACGGAAAAUUGGACGACGAUGCGGUUUGCCCGCCUAGGCUUCUCUGUUUCGACCUGUAUACCGACAAAAUUGUGAUGAACGUGACGAUACCGCACGAUAUCGCGUUCAACAGCACGACGGGACAGGGGCUCUUGGUCACACCGAUCGUUGUGCCAUCCCUGACGGAACUAAUAUUCCCACUGGCCAGCAGAGUUUAUAUAGCAGAUCCGACUGGCCACGCAUUGAUCGUUUACAACGGCUUGUUCAACUCGUUCAAGCGACUGACAUCGAGCGCAAUGAACGUCGAUCCAGCCGCAGUGACUUACACGAUCAACGGGCAAUCUUUCCAACUCGAAGAUAGCAUCGUAGGAAUGGCCGUGUCUCCUAAAUCCAAGAGACUUUACGCCAGCCCCAUGUCCUCCUAUAACAUGAUCGACGCCGACUAUAUAACGCUCCUAUUCGCGGAACGCAACGCAAACUUCCAAGUAUACAAGAACAUUCUGCCUACUCAGUCGAGUGCCAAAGCGUUCUCUCAAUCGGGCAUUCUGUUCUUUGGACUUGUGAACAGCACAUCUAUCGGAUGCUGGUACGAGGGGCGGUCUCUUCGACAGGACAAUAUGAUCAUAAUCGCUGAAAACUCCAAAACUCUACAAUUCACCAGCGGCAUGAAAGUGAGACAGGACCCUAAUCUGGGCCAAGAGCGUUUAUGGGCUUUAACGUCCAGAUACCAAAAACUAGCUACCAACACUUUGAACGUGACAGAAGUCAAUUUCCGAAUUUUGAGCAGAUGCGUGUCGGACUUGGUAAAAGACACGCGCUGCGAAGUUCCAUGGUAUGGUUACAUCUAAUUCGUACAAGUCCUCGAAAAUAGCCUUCUACUUUGUAAUGCACGCAUAGUGCACGUUUAAACCAAUCCUUGGCGCUAGUACGAUGUUCGUAUACUGAAAAUAAACAUCUUUUUUUGUGCAUGUUA
Molecule: messenger RNA, 1505 nt
Organism: Megalopta genalis
Lineage: Eukaryota; Metazoa; Arthropoda; Insecta; Hymenoptera; Halictidae
Product: major royal jelly protein 9
Cellular component (GO): extracellular region
Source: RefSeq, a predicted model, not a curated record